Molecule: messenger RNA, 1508 nt
Organism: Protopterus annectens (West African lungfish)
Lineage: Eukaryota; Metazoa; Chordata; Ceratodontiformes; Protopteridae
Product: serine/threonine-protein phosphatase 6 regulatory ankyrin repeat subunit B-like
Exons: 5
Coding region: 362-1081 (239 amino acids)
Biological process (GO): intracellular signal transduction
Cellular component (GO): nucleus; cytoplasm
Molecular function (GO): protein binding
Source: RefSeq, a predicted model, not a curated record
AAUAGGAUUGUCUAUGAAACCAGAUCAGUGACAUAGAAACAGCACGGUAAAGAGAUGUGCAGGAGAAAAAUCAUUUUGAAUUUAUGAAAGAAGAUAAUUGUUCUUUUAAGGGGCCAUUAUACUUUGAAUGAAUGAAAUCUUUGCACACUAAGGAUAUUUUUCUGGGCAUUUUAUUGCCUGGUUGUAAAUGCGUACACACACAAACACACUGUUAAUUAUUCAAAACAGUGAAAACAGCACCCUGAUUAAUUGAAGGGUUUUCCAGAAAACCUUGGCACCAGAUAUGCUGCUGGAUUAAUUCUUAUUCUACAUCAAAUUGAAUGCUUUCAAGUUGUUAUGGAAGUGUCGUGUUCAUGAAGAAAUGGGGUUUUAUAUUAGUUCACUAUCUCGAGCUGAGUGUGGCAAGUGCCAUCUAGUGGGGCACCAGGUGAAACAGUACCAGACUGCUCCGAGUUAUGACUUCCAGUGGACAGACAUUCAUUACUUGGCAAGUAGAGGAAAUAUGGAACAGCUGCAGAGUCUUCUGCUAAAUUCAGAUCAAGAACAGAUAGACAGAAAAGAUUACUAUGGGAAGACUCCAUUAUACUGGGCUGCAUAUAAGGGGCAACGUAGAUGUAUAGAACUACUUCUGCAAUAUGGUGCUGAUGUAAACAGUCGAUGCAAGCAUGGCGGAAGCCCACUGCAUGCUGCUAUUGGCCUUUUUCCAGAUUGUGCCCGCCUGCUGAUACAGCAUGGUGCUGAUGUGAACCUGAAGGACAACUGGGGUGUGACACCCAUGUAUUUGGCUGCCUGCAGUGGGCAGAUAGAGUGCAUACAACUCUUAGUGCAAGCUGAAGCAGAGAUAACCAUUAGAAACAAGAAAACAGGAGAGCCUCCGAAACAGCUGGCUUCAAAGACUGCAUUCAUUUCCUGGAUUGAAAACUAUCAUAGACACCCACGUUCUUUAAAGCACUGUGCCCGGUUACAGAUAAGGGAGUCUCUUGGGCAUUGCAGAUUGUCUGCUAUCAGAACAUUUAACAUUCCACAGUCUUUAAAACAGUAUCUAAUGUUUGAAGACCUUGCAGUUCUAGACCCUAUGUAGCAAAAUGCAGGAAGCAAAAGUGAAUUUGAGAACACAAGUCAUAAAUACUGUUGAUGAUGGAAACAUCACAGUGAGGUACUGUCUGCUGGAGAUUUGGAUUCCUCAAAAAGUGCAAACAAGACUUUGCUAUACGUGGACUACAGACUACUUAUAAUAAAUUAAUUCAGGGAUUUUAUGACAGGCACACACUUAUGGAGUUUUGUGGCCUUGGUCUGAUUUUUUCCAGUUGUGUUAUUUGUCUCCUAUUCCUUCGACUAUCUACUCUUCAGUGCGACUGUCUUACACUCCCAUGAUGGAAAAGUCAUGGAAAUGUGGGAUUUCACCUUUGGCUUUUGCAUAUAAAGUUUAGUAUUUUACAAUAACCUUGUCUGAAAAGAAACUUGGCAAUUUUCUCAAAGUACUGAAUAAAAAGGCUUGUGAACAUUUA